Bactrocera neohumeralis is the source of this 4526-nucleotide messenger RNA. RefSeq names its product mucin-5AC (gene Rab32). Gene Ontology annotation, cellular component: vesicle; trans-Golgi network; Golgi apparatus. The coding region runs from base 586 to 3879 and encodes 1097 amino acids. Lineage: Eukaryota; Metazoa; Arthropoda; Insecta; Diptera; Tephritidae. Gene Ontology annotation, biological process: vesicle-mediated transport. The record is from RefSeq and is a predicted model, not a curated record. Gene Ontology annotation, molecular function: GTP binding; GTPase activity. The transcript is spliced from 4 exons.
ACAAAUUCAGUGCGAAUUUGAAUGGUGAUUGACUGAGAUUGCUGGCUGACACAAGCGGCGAAGACCCGGUGAAUAGUGAAAAUGAUGCAAAUUACAAGUACUAUAUGCUGAUGUGGCCAGCAUUUUGAAAGGAUGUGCAUACAUAGUUACAUAUAAAAAUAUAUAAAAGUUUGAGGAUACUCAAAUCUGGAAGGUGUUAAUUUUCGGUGAUUGUUUCGUGGCGAAAAUUGAUUUGAUUAUAAAUAUGAACAAUAAAGUGUCUAAUAGUUUUUCAAAUGGUGCCAAAGUUAUCUAAAAUAAGAAGAAACCCUACAAAUACAACGUACAAACAUUCAUAAAAGAAAAUCUUUUUGGACGUGUGACCAACGACAAAAUCGAUUAAUACUUUUUAAAGGUGAUUUCAACAAGAAUGCCUUAGAGCGCGAGGGAAUUUCGUGAUUGGUUGUGUUUUUAGUGUCAAAAGCCGGUUGUUCAUUCGUGACUGAUUCAAGGGAAGCAAUCGCUUGUGAGAGUUUGUGGCACGUCCAGUACGGCGUGCGCAAUCUUUGACCGGAAAGCUAACGGCAAAGUAGUAGCAUUUGUACUAUGCAAAACAUUGAAGUUCCGCCAACAACUCUUACGGAUGAUGAAACUUUGGACUUAGCAGAAGUUGGAGCGACCACGUCUUCGGGACAUUUGCAAAGAACGGCUGCGGCCACGCCAAAUGAUAGUGCGAGCACAAGUGGGAAAAGUUUGAGUGCCAAUCGUGAAUGUGUUCAAUCCGAUCCUGAAACGAGGCGUAAAAGUAAGGCACGUUCGCGCUUUACGUCGGCAUUACGCAAACUUUCGGGCCGGAAAAAAUAUAGCGUCUCGAAGGAUACCUCCACUGAGAGUUCGCUAGCUGGUGGGGCCUCGUGCGAGAUCGCAUCAGCGCCGGAAACGGUAUUAUCUAGCGGCGGAGAAGAUACUGGUGACACCAAUGCCACCGCAUCGCCAGCAGCGAAGCCCAAGAAGAAAAGUAAGUUAGCAAAGCGUUUUUUGCUCGGCGGUUUGAAGAAAUCCAAAGCAAGUGGUACUAAGAAGAGCAUUGACGAAGAUGAGGAAGGUGAUUUAGUACAGGGUAGUCAAGAAGAAAAAGAAGAAACACUCGCUGAAGACACCGAUGCCGUAGAUGACGCACAUUUACUACCGGCUGAUGAACUCGAAGAGCAUAAAAAGCGCAAGGUAACAAUAUCACUCAGUGAUACUCAGCGUUCUGCAGCGCGAGAGUUAAAAGAGGGAGAAGUCGGCGAGAAACAGUUAGCUGAUGAAACUAACGUCACUGCAGUAACGGGCGCACCAAGCGAAACGGAUUAUCUUACACCUAUUGAAGAUAAGACGCAACCGAGUGCUUGUGAAAGUGUUGGUGGCGGUGACACCGUGCAAACGCCGGUAACGAUAACAGAAGAUAAAAGCGCCGUAGCAUCGCCUACCAAGAGUGCACCGGACCAGAAGCAGAAGAAGAAGAAGCUCAAAACGAAGAAGAGUACACUUAAAGAAGCGGCAGUGACCAUAAUAAAGACCACAGCCACCACCAGUGGCAGUACAGCGCCAACGUCUACACCAAAACUCACCGCUGCAACAGUACAAAAAACAUCUACUACACGAACAACAACAAUAACCACCGACGAGAAGUUCGUUAUCACACAGAGUACACGUGACACACCGCCCAGCGAACGCGCCCCUGCCAAACCAAGUCGGGUAGUUACCACCGCGCAGCCUCCAACAGUAGAUCCGACAACGGCCAGCACAGGCGCCGUACGCAAGGGCAGCACGCGCGCAGCAGCCACACUCAACUCACCGUCGCCGGGACGUGAGCAGCGUUCAACUUUCGGAGCAGUUAGUAUAGCAGCAGCCGUUGCCGGUAAAAGACAGCGCGCGAAAGGCGGUAAAUCCACAACUAAUCAAGCAACGAGUAAAAGUGCGUCAACUAAAGCGGCGGACACAGUUGGAAGUAGUAGUGACGUGACAGCAAAAUCAAGCAAAGAAGCUGAAACCGAAUUGAUGCACACUUCAGCAAAUCCAUUGCAGCGCGGUCAUCGUUUUCCUAAACCAAGUCCAACAGUACUAACCUCUUUUGGGGCAAAGAACGAAGCUAGUACAGCUACGUCAAAAGCGUCUGCGUCGGCGACCACACCACAGUUCGCAAGUCGCAGCAACGUGAUACCAACGCUGGCAAUCCCAACACCAAUAACGGAUGAUACCACAAAUGAAGGAACAGUAACUGCCAUAGCAGAUGUCGUCACCAUUGAAGAAAACCACACGAAGCCAACAAACGCUACAGUUGCGCUAGACGCGCCUACCCAGAAGACAGACACAUCAGUUGCCACAUUAGAAGCAGUACGAAAGCAGAUACAAUUUCAAUUGGAGUCUCACGCAUCUAUCGAUAAACCAUUGCAACAAACCGAACAAGCGCAACGUCAGGAAUCGCGUCCACACAAUCAGCAACACCAAGUGUCGGUCGCACCACAACUAUUGGUGGACGACACUGCAUCACCUCCGCAUUCUUUGCACUCGAAUGUAUCGCUGUCGAAUUACCAACAACCGCCUCCGUACACACCACCACACGUACCAACAGUAACAAGCACACCACCUGAAACUCGAUCAUCGUCACAUUUUCGUCACCCAUCAUCGAGUAAAGUCAUUUUUCCAGACCCCGACAUAUACAGUGACAUUUACGCGGACAAGUCAGCAGCAUUAUUGUACAUAGCUGACGAAUCAGUUACCACAGCGAGCAGCAGUGGUGCAGACGACGUCGUUUCUUCGGCGGAAAGUGCACAACCAAGCGACUACUCGGGCAAUAACUUACGCAAUUCCAAUUUGCCAGGACACGCGUUUAGUGACGAUUUCGAUCAAGAGGAGCAAACGCGCGGUCCUCCUCUACAGCCGACUGUACGUUUUGCCGUUGGUAGCGUGGUACGUCCGCUGGCCACAUCCUUCGACAGUCCUUUGCACGAUCACAGCUCUUACGAUUCAAAUCCGAGUAGCGAUUCACACAGUGAGUCCAGUCGUCGACGUAUACGUUAUAUAUCGCAACCGUCAACAUUUGACGAGGAUUUCGAGCGUAUUCAGCAACGUCACCAAAAAUUGAAUUACAAAAAAACCGCUGCCAGCGACUACUCAGUAGAUUCGGAAUACGAUUCAGACGAUAAUCAGAUGCCGGCUUUUGGCGAUUUAACCAUGGAGCAGGAUAUCGAACCGACAAUUAUGACCUCCGCGAACACAGAGAAGCGUGAGCAUCUAUACAAAAUUCUAGUCAUCGGCGAAUUGGGCACGGGCAAAACGUCGUUUAUCAAACGCUAUGUGCAUCAGUUUUUCAGUCAAAAUUAUCGUGCCACAAUCGGUGUAGAUUUCGCAUUGAAAGUACUACAUUGGGAUCCAAAUACAACCGUCCGUCUACAACUGUGGGAUAUUGCCGGUCAGGAACGUUUCGGCAAUAUGACACGUGUUUAUUAUAAAGAAGCCGUUGGUGCUUUCAUAGUGUUCGAUGUAACACGCAGUGGCACAUUCGAUUGUGUGAGUAAGUGGAAAGAGGAUUUGGAUUCGAAAGUUCAGUUACCCGAUGGCAGCCCGAUACCCUGUAUACUGUUAGCUAAUAAGUGCGAUCAGGAAAAACAAGGUAUUGUGACCACACCCGAGAAAAUGGACGAGUAUGUACGUGAGAAUGGUUUUGCCGGCUGGUAUGAGACAUCAGCCAAGGAAAAUAUCAAUAUUGAUGAGGCCGCCAGGGCUUUAGUGAACAAGAUUUUACUCAACGACAAAUUGAUCAGCGCCGCUGACCUAGCUGACAGUGAGAAAUUUAAUCUAAAUAGUUCCGCAGAACAAUCGUCAACAGAAAGCAAAGGCAAAUGUUCCUGCUGACCAGUUCCCUUGAGAAAAGACGGAUAAAAUCAUACACACAACUUGCUGCAUCCAUUGGGAAACAUUUAAGUUAAUUGUAAUUGAACGAAUGCUUUGUCAGUUGAAUGCAUUUCGCUUUGCGCAAUAGCCUUAAGUCUUAAGUCCGUUGCCACAUUAACUGAGCAUCGCGCACUUUAUCGUUGUACGAUGAAUCGAAAACAAAAUUUAAAUCAUACAAAUUAUAUUUACAUAGAUUUGUUGCAUAAUACAUCAGUAAAAUUAAAAUGUUAUUUAAAUCCACACACUCUUACAUAAUACAAGAUAAAUACAAUACUAUAUACAUGCAGACAUAAAUUUUAACUUUAGAACUUAAGUAUGAAUAAGUGUAUAACGUCGUUGUUAAGUACUUGAAAGCAAAGAGAAAAAAAUAAUUGGUAAACUCAUACAUAUAUACGUUAUUGCAACUAACUAAAAUUAAAUUAUUCGUAGCCGAUUUACAGAUUUUAUACGCCCUCAUACGCCUGCAUAACCAAAUUUCAAACGCGUAUGUAUUUAUGUAGUCGUACUCGUAUAUUUCAGUGCCUUAUCGCACGUAAAUAUGUACUAUGUAUUUUUAAAUGCUUGUUAUGUUAAUCUUUUUUAUCAAAUAAAAUUAAAUGAGAUUUUUA